Spirodela intermedia is the source of this 1425-nucleotide messenger RNA. NCBI's taxonomy places the organism in Eukaryota, Viridiplantae, Streptophyta, Magnoliopsida, Alismatales, Araceae. The record is from the annotation of a GenBank genome assembly.
AUGGUGGUCGUCUCGCCGACUGCCUCCAAGGCGUGGCUCCUCGGCCUCCAGGCAGGGGAGCUGCUUGGUCCACUCUUCCAGCGCCACCAGGGGAACCAGGGGAGCGACCCUCGCCACUUGGGCAUCCUGGCGUUCGAGGCAGUCCGCACCAUGUCGCGGCUCAUCGGCCUAUACCGCGCCCUUUCUGAAGCGGAGGUCCACCGCCUCAUCUCCGGCACUGUGUGUUCCCAGGGCGUCGCCUAUCUCAACUCAGCCGACAAGGGAGUCCUCCUCCGCCUCGCCUGCGCCGAGAUGAUCGACGAUCUCGACGUUGCCGCCGCGGCGGUGGCUCGUCUCGGGAGCCGGUGCGGACGCGUCUGGCCGCGAGGAUUUGAGUUCGUGUACGCCGAUCUCAAGGCGGGGACGGAGGAUAUGUCCCACCUGGUCCUUGGAUUCCAUCUCAAGGACGUCGACAAGAAGGUGAAGAAGAUGGAGAAGUACGUGGCGGCGACGUCGACACUCUACUCUGCCAUGGAGGACCUGGCGGAGCUGGAGACGGGGGGGAUGCGCCGGCUGGAGAAAUCGAAGAACUUGACGGAAUCCUCCUUUGAAUCCUACAGAAAGCGGUUGAGCCAGAUGAGAAAUAAGGUCCGCCAGCUCCGGGAGGAGUCCCUCUGGAACCGGAGUUUCGAGAAGGUGGCCGAACUCAUGGCCCGGUCCGUCGUCUCAAUCUUCGCGCGGCUCUGCUCAGUUUAUAGACCCUUCGUGCCGGAGCUUCCUCACGUCAUCCUGGAUCGCCAGGGGCGGGUGAAGUUCUUCGCUCAUUACCCAAGCCGCCUCUGCUACCCGGCCAACAACUCCAAACACCCCGGAGGGAUAUAUUCGUCGGGGCCUCUCGAGAGACCCUACGUGCAGAACUUGCAAAUGAGGAACUCAGGCCCCCUCCUACGGACAACCGACAGGGACGCGGGCGUCGACAGAUCGUGGAAGGAGGAGGCGCUCGAGCCACCGGAGAACACGCUUGGGGCGACCGGGAUGGCGCUGCGGUGCGCGGAGGUCGUCGUCUUCCUCGAGAAGCUGGCCGUGUCGCCAGAGCUUGUUGCGGAAGUGUCGCGGGAUGAGCUCUACCGGAAGCUCCCCAAGGGGAUGCGCGGGGCCGUAAUGGCGAAGCUGCGGAGCCACAGCAAGCUGGACGACGGGGUCGGCCCCUCAGAUGCCCUGGCCAGCGGGUGGAGGGAGGCGGUGGACGGGAUCCUCUCAUGGCUGGCGCCCAUCGCCCGAGACACGGUGCGGUGGCAGUCAGAGAGGAGCCUCGAGAAGAGGCAGAUAAACUCAGAACCGAAGGUCUUAAUGAUGCAGACUCUGAUCUUCUCUGACAGGGAGAAGGCGGAGACGGCCAUCGUCGAGCUCCUUGUGGCGUUCAGCUACGUAUGCCGGUACAGUUGA